This is a messenger RNA of Lactuca sativa (garden lettuce), 996 nucleotides long. RefSeq lists its product as uncharacterized. Lineage: Eukaryota; Viridiplantae; Streptophyta; Magnoliopsida; Asterales; Asteraceae. The record is from RefSeq and is a predicted model, not a curated record.
AUGAGAACUACAUCAUUAUCGGAAGGCCAAAAUUGGUCGUUUCAGAACAAUACCCUUACUGGUUCUUAUCUUUUAAUGUUUAUGAUGACAUUUGAGGCUGUUAUGGAACGGCAAAGGCGUAAUCAAGUUAUCAACGACUUUAACACUGCUACAACACUUCCUAGAUUCAUCACAUCUAGUCCAAUUGAAGCACAUGCUUCAAAGGUUUACACUCGUAAAAAAUUUUAUCAGGUGCAGAAAGAGAUAUCAGAUUCUGAUAACAUUUGUUUCCAAAUGAGUGUUACUUCUAAUAAUUAUGUUGACACAAUUAUUGUUUUGGAGAAGCAAAAGAACAUAACAACAAUGCAACCAUCAAGUCCUGAUGUUGAUUACAAAAUCGACGAAUACCAUUACGAUCGUCUUACACAGGAUACCCAAUACAUCGUACGUUAUUACUUUAACAAUGCGUUGCACACUCAACAACAGAUGGUUCAUACAAAUGUACCUGCAUGCAUUUCGAACAUGUCGGUCUUUUGUAUUCCUGAAGAAUACAUUAUGAAACGGUGGCGUCGGGAUGUUGUUCCAACAGAAUUACUUAAAAGACGUUUUUCUAAUUCUUUACUAGACUCUAACUCUGAUAUGACGGCUAUUGAAAUUUUUUCAAACGUAGAUCGUUGUGUUUCCUUUUUAAGCCAUGAUGCCUCGAAGUUAAAGUCAUACCUUGAAGAGUUGAAUAAGCUGAAGAAAAAAUUUGUAGAUGAUUGUCCAGCCCUUGAGAUGCCAUCAAGAGAAUCAUUCUACAACCAGAUUAUAGGCGUAGAAUUAACUAAUGAUGCUCCCGAUAUUGACAACCCAUCAUAUGUUAGUAAUAAGGGAACUAGCAGUCGUGGCAAGAUAUUAAAAUCAAAAAAAGAAAUGCUGCAAAAAGUUGGUUUGAAGCCUAAGAGAAAGUGUACUUUAUGUAAACAGAUGGCUAACCAUGACAAACGAAAUUGUCCCCUUAAAAAACGUGUCUAA